Molecule: messenger RNA, 1997 nt
Organism: Caretta caretta (loggerhead turtle)
Lineage: Eukaryota; Metazoa; Chordata; Testudines; Cheloniidae
Product: gap junction alpha-3 protein-like
Biological process (GO): cell-cell signaling
Cellular component (GO): connexin complex
Molecular function (GO): gap junction channel activity
Source: RefSeq, a predicted model, not a curated record
GUAGGGACGUGCCCAGUGCAGGGUGCCCCCAUGCCAGCUUCUCACAGGUCUGGAGCAGUGCAGGGUGCCGGAGUCUCUGGGAUGCCGAUGUCUGGGCAUGUUCCUCUCUUUUAGGAUGAGCCGGUAUUUGCACUCAUGGGUGACUGGAACCUGCUGGGGAGGCUUCUGGAGAGUGCUCAGGAGCACUCCACAGUGGUGGGGAAGGUCUGGCUCACUGUCCUGUUCAUUUUCCGUAUCCUUGUCUUGGGGGCAGCUGCCGAGAAAGUCUGGGGGGACGAACAGUCGGGCUUCUCCUGCGACACCAAGCAGCCAGGCUGCCAGAACGUCUGUUAUGACAAAACCUUCCCCAUCUCUCACAUCCGCUUCUGGGUGCUGCAGAUCAUCUUUGUCUCCACCCCCAGCCUCGUGUACCUGGGCCACAUCCUGCAUCUGGUGCGCAUGGCGGAGAAGGAGCAGCAGCGAGAGGAGACUUGGGUGGCCCAGCAGGAACCCCUGGUGCAGCAUAAAUCUUCCAUCAAAGAUGUUCAUGGCAAAAUCCGCCUGCAGGGGGCCAUUCUGAGGACUUAUAUUUGCAACAUUGUUUUUAAGAUGCUCUUUGAGGUGGGCUUCAUUGUGGGCCAAUACGCACUGUAUGGGUUUGAACUAAAGCCUCUCUACACGUGCAACCGCUGGCCCUGCCCCAACACAGUUAACUGCUACAUAGCCCGGCCCACCGAGAAAACCAUCUUUGUCCUCUUCAUGACGGGGGUGGCCUGCCUGUCUCUGCUCCUCAAUCUGAUAGAAAUGUACCACCUGGGCUCCACCAAGUGCAGGCAGGGGCUGGCAGCCAACCAUUGCCAGGCGCCCGACCCCAAGGCCAGCUCCAACACUCCCAGAGAAACAAGCGACCACCACAUUCCCCACUGUCCUGUGGCCAACAGCCUUCCCCAUCCUGCUGACCCCAGCCUUCCAUUGCAGCUGUACGCCAGCCAAACAGCUCCCUCUGCGGGCAGGGACAGCCGUGUAGCAUGGAGCAGCCGUGAGACAGGCAACCAGGGCCUGGCCAUGGAAGAACCAUUGCAGCAGGGCAGCAGGUCCAGUAAAUCUAGCACUAAGCUGAGACCCAGUGACUUGGCUGUUUAACUGUGGCGGCCCAGCCCUGCACUGAGAGCCGGAUGCACUGGCCCAGAGCUGACAGGCAGGGGAAGGGGGCUCUUGUUCCAGACAAGCACUGUUACCGCGAGGCUGCAUCACAGGGAGCACAGCUCGGCUCAGGAGCCCGUUGUGUUUCCAUGGAUGCCAUGUUGUCCACACCAUGGAAAUACUGGGCCCGUAAUACAGACACCAGUGUCCAGGAGCCUGAAACCUGGGCCAGACGUGCACAGCUCAAGCCCUCUCCCCUCAGUGGCUCUGCAGCAGCCUUGUGGCUGUCAGGGGCAGGAGGCAGGGAGCCGAGAGGGGUAAGCUCCACACUUGAUAGGACGCAGGCAGGGCCUGUAACUUUUCCUUUCCCAUGUGACAAGGCCUCAGGGCUGUGUUGGACCUGGGCAGCCCCACUGGUGUUUCCCCUUUUCUAGGUGGAGAGCACCCCCCCCCCCUUUUGCUCCUAGGCAGUAGCAGAGCUCAGGAAGGCCACAGCAGAGACUCACAGUAGAUGGCUGCUCAGGGCCAAGAGACCCUUCCAGGCCCUAGCAAGGAGAAUGGGACUGGACAUAGCCUUUGCCACGCACCUGGGGCCCUGCUGGAUGGUCCACAGCUUUGCAGGCUGCUGGUGUAACAGCCUGUCAGGGAAGAUGGAGCUGCUCCAAGCAGGAAGGCCUAGGCCCCACUACCACUGCAUCCUAGCCAUGUGGCUCCUUCCCCAGCCCUGUGCCCCAGCCGCGGCGACUCUCAAACCAUCUCUACCUCCCAGGGCAACGUGUGUGGGAAAGCAAAGACUGCAGCUGUGAUAUUCAGGUGACGUUGAGGUUUCAGCAGCAGCUACAGCUGUUGGACUCCUUCCAAGGCUGCACUGAACC